AAAACAUUCUUUUCCUUUUUUGAAAAAGAAAAAAAUUAAAAGCCUAACCCCAAAGAUAGUGCGAGGUAGCUUGAAUUUGACUUCACUUUACUCGUGGUGCUGGUGUUUGCUUUGUUGAAACUUGAAUCAAUGGCACCGCUGCAGAAGAAAUCGAGCAAGACGAAAAGGAAGAAGAAGAAGACUAAGAAAUUCAAGAAGCGCAGCAGUAAAGAGGUCACCCUUGUCCCCGUUGAGCCCCGAACCGGAGAAACCGAUUGGUGGGACUCUUUCUGGCACAAAAAUUCCACUGCUUCAGGGUACAGUGUACCUACUGAUGAGGCAGAAGGGUUUAAGUAUUUCUUUAGGAUGUCACAGAGUACCUUUGAGUACAUAUGUUCUCUUGUUAGGGAGGAUCUCAUAUCUAGGCCUCCAUCUGGCCUAAUCAACAUUGAGGGAAGGCUUCUCAGUGUUGAGAAGCAGGUUGCCAUUGCCCUUAGAAGGCUGGCAUCUGGGGAGUCUCAGGUUUUAGUUGGAGCCGCCUUCGGUGUUGGCCAAUCGACUGUCUCUCAGGUCACUUGGAGGUUCAUUGAGGCACUGGAGGAACGUGCCAGGCACCAUCUCAAUUGGCCUGAUUUCGACAGGAUGCAAGAGAUCAAGCGUGGUUUCGAAGUGUCCUACGGGCUGCCUAACUGCUGUGGAGCUGUUGACGCGACACACGUCAUGAUGACCCUUCCGGCGGUGCAGACCUCGGAUGACUGGUGCGAUCAGGAGAAGAAUUACAGCAUGUUGUUGCAGGGGAUUGUGGAUCACGAGAUGAGGUUCAUUGAUAUGGUCACUGGUUUGCCUGGUGGCAUGACAUAUUCCAGAUUGUUGAAGUGUUCGACGAUUUUCAAACUCACCGAGAAUGGGGAUCGUUUGAAUGGAAAUGUAAGGACUUUAGGUGGAGGGGAUGUGAUAAGAGAGUAUAUAGUGGGUGGCCACAGCUAUCCUCUUCUUCCAUGGCUUAUGACUCCUUAUGAAGGGAAUAGCAUAUCAAAUGCACAGUCCAUUUUUAAUCAUAAACAUGGGCCUGUAAGGUUUCUUGCAGUGAGAGCAUUAUCACUGUUAAAGGGAAGUUGGAGAAUCCUCAGUAAGGUUAUGUGGAGACCUGAUAAAAGGAAACUACCAAGCAUUAUCUUGACAUGUUGUUUGCUUCAUAACAUUAUCAUUGAUUGUGAAGACACCUUGCAUCCAGAUGUUGCCUUGUCGGGUCAUCAUGAUUCGGGAUAUCGUGAACAGCAUUGCAAGCAAGUUGAUCCAGCAGGGAAGGCCAUGAGAGAAAAUUUGUGCAAGCAUUUACAACAUGCUAAGCAGUUACAUGUCCAUGGUAGUUCUGAUGUUUUGUGAAUCUGAUCUAAAAUGACUUUUGGUGUCAGCAUUCUGAUGCAGAACUUAGAACUGAGUUGUUUCGGAGUUGAGUUUAGCAUAAGUUUCUUAAUCUCCUUGUAUUUUGUGAAUGUAAUUUUAGGUUUGUUACUUUUGUGGAUAAAUUAUUGCAAGAAAUAUUUCUGAUCAUAAUUCAAGAGGCUUAGAGGCACACCCUCUCCAUUCUUGUUGCA
Molecule: messenger RNA, 1577 nt
Organism: Arachis duranensis
Lineage: Eukaryota; Viridiplantae; Streptophyta; Magnoliopsida; Fabales; Fabaceae
Product: protein ANTAGONIST OF LIKE HETEROCHROMATIN PROTEIN 1
Exons: 2
Coding region: 130-1365 (411 amino acids)
Cellular component (GO): PRC1 complex; ESC/E(Z) complex
Molecular function (GO): chromatin binding
Source: RefSeq, a predicted model, not a curated record